Molecule: messenger RNA, 2799 nt
Organism: Conger conger (European conger)
Lineage: Eukaryota; Metazoa; Chordata; Actinopteri; Anguilliformes; Congridae
Gene: mta2
Product: metastasis associated 1 family, member 2
Exons: 18
Coding region: 396-2387 (663 amino acids)
Biological process (GO): negative regulation of transcription by RNA polymerase II
Cellular component (GO): NuRD complex; nucleoplasm
Molecular function (GO): transcription coactivator activity; sequence-specific DNA binding; histone deacetylase binding
Source: RefSeq, a predicted model, not a curated record
AGUUGAGUGUGUGAACUGUGCGGAGGUGAAGAAGAGGAGGAUGAAGCUGGGAGCGGAGGAUGGGAGGAAGAGUGGAGUGAGACAGACAGGCUGGCUAUCAAGGGCUGAGUGUGCAUGCCUGCAAGUGUGAAUGCGUGAGUGAGUGGGGUAAAGAGAGUGAGUUCGUUACCGGACUUGAACAAAACGAAGACACAUUUUCAUCCCUCUACAACAUUGUAACGGAAACUUUAAACUUUUACCCGCCGCAGCUUAGCUACAGUGCCGGGUCCUGGCUUUUGUUUAGCGGCGGGGGUGGACGAGAAUAAAGGCAGGAAUUAAACUGUUUCGGAUCGGCAUUUUUUUCACGCAAGAGGGGAAUCCCUUGGCCAGUCUAUAUCAAGUCGAGAAACAAGAGAAUGGCGGCCAAUAUGUACAGAGUCGGAGAUUACGUGUACUUUGAGAACUCCUCCAGCAACCCUUACCUGAUCCGAAGGAUAGAAGAGCUCAACAAGACAGCCAAUGGGAACGUGGAAGCCAAGGUGGUGUGCCUCUUCAGGCGGAGGGACAUUUCGGGUAAUCUGAACACUCUGGCAGACAGCAAUGCAAGAGACUUUGAAGAGGAGUCCAAACAGCCUUCCAUAUCGGAACAGCAGAAGCACCAGCUAAAGCACAGAGAACUCUUCCUUUCCCGGCAGUUUGAGUCACUACCGGCUACGCACAUACGGGGUAAAUGCAACGUCACUCUCCUCAACGAGACCGAUGUCCUGGUGACCUACCUGGAGAAAGAGGAUUGCUUCUUCUAUUCGCUGGUGUUUGACCCGGUCCAAAAAACGCUGCUGGCGGACCAGGGAGAGAUCCGAGUCGGCUCCAAGUACCAGGCGGAGAUUCCCGACAAGCUGGCGGAAGGGGAAUCGGACAGCCGGGUGCAGGAGAAGCUGGAGACGAAAGUGUGGGACCCGGACAACCAGCUGAAAGACCCUCAAAUCGACCAGUUCCUGGUGGUGGCACGGGCUGUGGGGACGUUUGCCCGUGCUCUGGACUGCAGCAGCUCCAUCCGCCAACCCAGCCUCCACAUGAGCGCUGCGGCCGCCUCCAGAGACAUCACACUGUUCCACGCCAUGGACACGCUGCAGAAGAACGGGUAUGACCUGGCGCGCGCCAUGGCUACGCUGGUGCCGCAGGGCGGGCCGGUGCUGUGCCGGGACGAGAUGGAGGAGUGGAGCGCCUCGGAGGCCAUGCUGUUCGAGGAGGCGCUGGAGAAGUACGGCAAGGACUUCAACGACAUCCGCCAGGACUUUUUGCCGUGGAAGUCUCUAGCCAGUGUGGUUCAGUUCUAUUACAUGUGGAAGACCACGGACCGCUACAUACAGCAGAAACGACUAAAGGCAGCAGAAGCGGACAGCAAACUGAAGCAGGUUUACAUCCCAACCUACACCAAGCCCAACCCAAACCAGAUCAUGGCCCCCGGGAGCAAGCCUGGCAUGAACGGGGCCGCGGGCUUCCAGAAGGGUCUGAGCUGCGAGAGCUGCCACACCGUCCAGUCCCCGCAGUGGUACGCCUGGGGCCCGCCCAACAUGCAGUGCCGGCUGUGUGCCUCGUGCUGGAUCUACUGGAAGAAGUACGGAGGCCUCAAGACCCCCACGCAGCUAGAGGGCGCUGCGAGAGCCAGCACGGACUCGGCCCCCCGGGGUCACAUGACUCGUCAGGAGGUGCAGGGCAUGUCCCCGUUCACCAGCAGCGCGGGGCGGGCGAAGCUGCUGGCCAAAAACCGGCAGACCUUCAUCCUGCAGACCACCAAGCUGACGCGCAUCGCCCGGCGCGUGUGCCAGGACAUCCUGCAGCCCCGCCGCGCCGCCCGCCGGCCCUACGCCUCCAUCAACGCCAACGCCGUCAAGGCCGAGUGUAUGAUCAGGCUCCCCAAGGCAUCAAAGGCUCCCAUAAAGAACCGGCCCGUCCCACGACCGUCCUUGGUCACCAUCGUCAAGGAACUAGCCCUCCAGGCUCCUCUGAAGCUGAAAGCUCCGCGGGGAACCCCGACCCCCAUCAACCGUAACCAGGCCAACCAGCCUCGGGCAGCCUCUAACCUCCUGGGCAAGAGGCCCUUUGAUAGUGUGAGCGGGGUCCCGUUCUCCACCAAUGGCAGGCCGUUCACCUCGGGCAUCCGGACGACCUCCCAGUCCGUGAUCAAGCGGCAGAAGGUCAAUCCUGGAGACGCCCCAAACCCAGUGGUGUUUGUGGCCACCAAAGACACCAGAGCCCUGAGGAAACACCUCUCCCAGGCGGAAAUGAGACGCGCCGCCCGAAAACCGCACCUGCCCGUGCGGGUGAAGCUGCCCCUGCCCCCGCGGGUUCUGCCCACGCCCAUCCUGCCCUCCAGCACCAGCGAGCCCAUCGUACUGGAGGACUGAGGCCUGCAGGCUGUCCCCCCGGCAGGGAGGGGGGAGUGCUGUAGCAUCUGGCAGGACGCAAAAAAACGCCAUAUUUGUAGUUUUUUCUCCUUUUUUGUAGUUUUUUUUUUUUUUUUUCCCCUUUGUUGUGUUACUUCCCCAAACAACCCAGUACACUCACACACACACACACACACACACACACACAAAGCUUCGCUGUGUUUUUAUAAUCUGGCUUGCUAUUAAGGACCUUUUCGGUUUAAUUCCCUUCCUUGCCUUUUUUUAAUGACAAUUUUUAAAAUGUAUAAUUUAAAGCAAAUAAUAAUGCUCGUCCUGAAAUAAUAUUGAAAAAAAGCACACUUUAUUUUUUCCUCCAGGUCUCUCUAAUUUUCCUUUUGUAAAUAUUUUCGACAAUUGAGAUGGGGUGUUUUUU